Messenger RNA from Patiria miniata (bat star), 2058 nucleotides. Its product is annotated as piggyBac transposable element-derived protein 4-like. The transcript has a single exon. The coding region runs from base 151 to 1371 and encodes 406 amino acids. NCBI's taxonomy places the organism in Eukaryota, Metazoa, Echinodermata, Asteroidea, Valvatida, Asterinidae. The record is from RefSeq and is a predicted model, not a curated record.
CCAUUAUGCACCUCCCACGGGCGAGAGGGCGAUGAAUAGGGGCUUUUGUUUAGUGUACGUGCGCUCUGUGUGUAGGGUACGCUCGGUUGAUCACACUGGGCUUUCUGUGUACAUGUACAUGUACACAGUGUAUAGGCACUUGCAUACACGAUGUCUUCCAGUAAAGACGAGCAAACUUUGACUGCUACCAGUGGUUUAGAUUCUGAUUCGGAAUCUGAACAAAGUUCAGAAAUUGAAAGUAGUGACAGCGAUUCUGACGAACAAGUCCCGUUAGCAACGUUAGAGAAGCGAGCCAAGACUACCCAAUCAAUUCGAUGGAAGGACACGGACAACUUUCCUCGUCGAUUUGGCUGUCAUGGAACAACGGGAGUUCAAGUGCCGGGUUUGAAUGAACUUAGCGAAGCAACGGAGAUCUUCGAAAACUUCUUCCCUCCCGAACUGGUGGCGCACAUCGCCGAUGAGACAAAUCGCUACGCCGCCCUGAAACCAAAGCGUCAAUCGCCAAGUCCAAGUCACAUGAGGGAAUGGUUCGAUACUACUCCAGAUGAGAUGUCGGUGUUCCUGGCCAUGACAAUCAUCAUUGGAAUAAUGCCCAAGCCGGACUUGAAACUCUACUGGACGAGAGACCCCGUAUUUGAGACCCCGUUCUUCCCCAACACCAUGCCCCGUGACCGAUUCAUGGAGCUGCUGUUCCAUCUGCACUUACGUCAGGCAGAUACGAAUGAUCGCCUCUACAAGGUCCGCCCGGUGAUAGAUACACUGACUGAGAACUUCAAAUCAGUCUACCUUCCCGACAGCCGUAUAUCCAUGGACGAGUCGCUGUGGAAGUUCAAGGGAAGAUUGAAGUUCAAGCAAUUCAACCCCAAGAAGCGCGCCAGAUUUGGCAUCAAGGUAUACAGAGUCUGCCAAAGCACGGGAGCUGCCGCCGGAUAUACCUGGAACUUGAAAAUAUACACGGGGCAAGACAAGAGCGAUACACCGGCAAGUACGAAAAUCGUACUUGACUUGAACGCAGAUCUUCUCGGCAAGGGGUACACCGUUUUUCUUGACAACUGGUUCAGCAGCCCUUCUCUGUUUCUGGAACUCCACAGUCACAAGACCAACGUCGUCGGGACAGUCAGGAAAAAUCGGAAGGACAUGCCCAAGGACUUGUGCGACUUGCAACUUCGUAAAGGCGAAGUUGCAUAUCGCUCUUCAGACAAAGGCCUGCUUGCCUUGGUCUGGAAAGACAAGAAAGAUGUACGCAUGUUGUCUACGAUGCACACGGCCGCAAUGGGGGACUCCGGCAAGUGCGACCGUUACAAGAAGUCCAUCGAGAAGCCCAAGUGUGUCAUCGACUACAACACAGGCAUGAAGGGCUUGGACAUGUAAGACCAACUUGCCUCAUCUCGCCGCACGGUCAGAAAGUCCAUCAAGUGGUACAAGAAACUGUUCUUCUACCUGCUAGAUGUCUGCCUUUUGAACUCUCAUCUUGUGCACAAAGCAUUGGGUGGGACUGACAAAUACUUGAAUUUCAGGUGGACACUAGUGAAUGAAAUACUAGGGGCCCACACACCAAACCUCCCUGUAUAUCGAUCUAGAGGUAGACCCGCCCGUCUUCCUGGUCCACGUAGACUGAAAGGAAGACACUUCCCUGCUGACAUACCCUCAACGGGGAAACGUGCUAGGUUGUUCAAACGUUGUGUUGUUUGUUCAAGAAAUUUCAUUAGAAAAGAAACUAGAUUCAUGUGUGAAACUUGUGAAGUUCCCCUUUGUCCUGCCCCUUGUUUCAAAGUUUAUCAUUGAACCAAGUAAAUUGUUUGAUACCCUGGAAGACAUCUUGUAUGCAACCCACCUCACCAAUAUAAUUUCACUGUACAGCAUUUCAGUUUCAUUUCAGUUGUAAUUAUAAAGAGAGAAAAGAGAAAAAAAGACAUUUGUAAAUAACAUUUGUAUUCAGUUCAGUUACUUCAUUUUAUUUGAAAUGAUGAGAAUAAGAAAGUAAGAGAAAAUAAGAAGUGCAAAAUCAUUUUUGUAAAUGUGAAGAGGAAUAACAAAGAAAUGACAAGAAAUAUGUGA